GUGGCUAGUGAUACAUGUAUUACAUAAGGAUACAGUCGAUGAUAUAGAGUACAUUAUAUACGUAUAUCCAUCACACCCAUUGUUGCUUAUCCAUUAUUCACUAAGUAUAUCAAUGUAAUUACACCCAACACAAUGUUGAAAAACAGAAUGCUUCCCAACACUAGAUCACAUAAAUAGGCAUGAGCUGGACGUGAUCCCACCGCUGCCACCAAUGUAGCAGAAGAAAGUGAAAGCUUCAACAGGGACUCUAGACAGGGCUCAUACGUGGCAAAGUGAACUCUAAUGGCCAUUACCAUGAAAGCCUAGUAUUCCUCUGGGCAGAGGCAGUAGGCCUAUAAUGCCUUGUUACAAUAGCCUAAGUACAUAACAUGAUUGACACGGUGGUAAUAAUCAUCAUGAAACGGCCUUGGAAGUGCCAUAAGUGUAAACCAACAUAAUUCAUUAUUUUACAUGAACCUGUUCAACUGCAAUGAUAUGGCUUAAUUGAUCAUAGUCCAGACUUGUUAUAGUUGCAAAUACCAUGCAGCUGCACCAGGGGAAUAUAAACCAAACAUAUUUUUCUUUGCAGGUAUUCUGUUUCCCCACAUUUAUUGAUGAAUUAAUUUCCCAUCAUGAAAAUGUAUCCCCAUCUUCAAUCAAAUACCUUUAUCGAUACCACAAAAAAACAGGCAAAUACAGCUUUUUACUCCAAUCUGGCAACCCUCAUAAAAUCUGACAUAGCACCAGUAUCCCAAAGCAUAGAAAACAUCAUUGGCAUAAAUACAAAAAACAAAAAAACAUAAUGCUACUAUUUUAUUAUAAGUAUUUCAGUGAUAACCUGGUCGAUUAACAAUAUUAGGUUGUUAACGUGUUUUAUAUAUAUAUAUAAAUACAUGUGGGACAAAAAUAAGCAGUGUGGAACACCACUGCCCCAAAUGCACUGCUCCAAUAACUUUCAAAAGAUUUUUCCUAAGUUUGCCCCCAAAAAAUGAAUUUUCCUAUGAAUGAAGUCGAAAAAUGUGUCUUUUGCUACGAAUUAAGUCACACCAUUUUUUUUGUAUUUUCACACUAAUUAUUAAGCCACACAAAAACACACAAAAUCUGCUGAAAUACUUUUUGUACAUAUUUACACUAAUUGAGUGUAAGAUUGUGUUGCAACUGAAUAUGACCAGUUAGUUUAAAUGUAAUACUAGGCCUGAAGGCUACAGGCAGCAACUGAGAACCAAGCAAAAAUGUGUUAUUUCUUUAUUUCUCUCUCUUUCAUCUAAACACCUGUGGAAUUGUUCUCCAUUGUUUGAUAUGUAACUAUAAUGUAAGUUAUAUUGCCUGCCUGAUGGUUUUAAUGUGAUUUAAGGUAUCUGUAUCUGUCAGAUUGAAGUGGAAAAUGCAAUAUAUUCUAUAUGGUGUCCUAAUGGCCCAUAUAUUAUUUUAGCUAUAGGCUAGGCUACACAUGACAUAACCAAUGGUUGCCUUGGCCUUAAGUACAUCUGAAUGACAUAAUGAUAUACUGUUAUCUGAUGAUAUAGAGGGUGCGUGCGUUCGUCUCCAUGCGUACACUUUGUUCAACUUUACGUAAAGGUCAGACCAUUCGAGGUGACGCUUCAAUGUGUCUUUAGAGCAGGUUAAAUACCAUGCACAUGGGGGAUUUUACCAUGUGAAGUGUGAUAAAAACAUUAGGCUAUCAAAUCUGCGCAUGUGUCACAUUGUUGUAUUGUUUGUGUCAACAGCGCACUGAUUUGAGUCACGCUAGACUGGCUCAUUUGGUGGAUAAGUUCCUAACCAAACAACAGUCAUAUCUUGCUUCUUAUAGGACCUACUUUGACCCUUGCUUAUCGGUGAACAAAAGGUUUAUAGGUAGCAUGUAAUCGCUUACCUGGUAACAGAAAGGCAACGCACUGGGUAAACACCGCAGCUCAAGGCAGAGAACAGUGAUAUCACUGCCUCUCCCUGACUUGCGUCUUUGCCAAGUAGUCGGGUUACGCUUUACCACACAUGGGACAGCGGGGAUCGAGACCCCAACCAGAGGCCCGAGUUCUCCUAUUGGGUCUCGACUCAGCGGGGAAAUCAACCCUUCUUUACAAACUGAAAUAUAACGAAUCGGUCAAUACCGUUCCCACCAUCGGUUUCAAUGUGGAGAUGAUAGAAGCCAAGAAGAAGAGGGAGACAGUUGCUCUGACCGUGUGGGACGUGGGCGGCCAGAAUACAAUGAGGCACUACUGGAAGAGCUUCUAUCAGGACACUGCUGGACUGGUGUUCGUGGUGGACAGCUCAGACAGGCGCCGGUUGGACGAGGCCCGGCGGGAACUAGAUCACGCCCUGAGGAGUGACUUCUUACGGGGUCUGCCUGUGGUCAUCCUCGCCAACAAGCAGGACCUUCCCGAGGCCGUAUCCGUCACGGAGAUAACGGAGCGCUUUCACCUGAGGACGAUGAGCGUUGAGCGGGACUGGUUCGUUCAGCCCUGCUCUGCCGUGACCGGUGCUGGGCUUAUAGAGGGCUUCCAAAAGGUGGCACACCUGCUCAAACUACCAUCAGAGGACAUUCAAGACAAUAUUAAAGAGACAGUGCAGUAUCUACGAUCAAAAUCAGUCACGUCAAGGGGUUUGUAAUGUUUGCAAUGAUAGGAUAUGUCAAAAGUUAUUGACAAAUGAUGAUAAUUUGUUUUUAUUGUUUACGGAUGAAGAUCACAUUUCACUAUGAUCAAUGUGUUUCUUGAAAAGGUUGUCACAGUGCAAUAGACUACAUGGAAACGAAAUAAAUCCACGAAGCUAUUCAAUUGACUUUAAAUCAGCCUAUGACAUUUUUUCCAACUAAGUUGAAUACGUUUGUAUCAGAUUAUUUCCUCUGAGAAAUAUGGUCAUAAAUAAUGUUAAGUCGCCUAUAGACCUAAUAAUUAACAUGUCAUUGUGGACUUUGGGGAGCAAUGCGUAAAAACGCACCCCAAAUGAUUCCAAUUCACUUUUCAUCUUUUAUGUAGACCUAUAACCUAAUAUAUGUCUUGUAUCUAAUAAAAUGUCUUCCCUACAUGCUA
This is a messenger RNA of Oncorhynchus tshawytscha (Chinook salmon), 3008 nucleotides long. RefSeq names its product ADP-ribosylation factor-like 14 (gene arl14). Gene Ontology annotation, molecular function: GTPase activity; GTP binding. Gene Ontology annotation, cellular component: cytoplasm. The coding region runs from base 1972 to 2586 and encodes 204 amino acids. The transcript has a single exon. Gene Ontology annotation, biological process: intracellular protein transport; vesicle-mediated transport. The record is from RefSeq and is a predicted model, not a curated record. Lineage: Eukaryota; Metazoa; Chordata; Actinopteri; Salmoniformes; Salmonidae.